Hemibagrus wyckioides is the source of this 1389-nucleotide messenger RNA. RefSeq names its product deleted in malignant brain tumors 1 protein-like. The record is from RefSeq and is a predicted model, not a curated record. NCBI's taxonomy places the organism in Eukaryota, Metazoa, Chordata, Actinopteri, Siluriformes, Bagridae. Gene Ontology annotation, cellular component: membrane. The transcript is spliced from 6 exons. The coding region runs from base 1 to 1389 and encodes 462 amino acids.
AUGCGACUCGUUGGUGGCACCGACUCCUGCUCUGGUAGAGUGGAGAUCCUGCAUGAUGACCAGUGGGGAACAGUGUGUGAUAAUGACUGGGACCUGAAUGAUGCAGAGGUGGUGUGUAGACAGCUUGGAUGUAGUAAAGCUGUCACCGCUCAUCAAAGUGCCUACUUUGGUCAGGGAAGUGGUCCAAUAUGGCUGGAUAAUGUUCAGUGUUCUGGAAGUGAAAGCAACAUCACACAGUGCUCUCAUAGAGGAUUUGGAUCACACAACUGCAGCCAUGGUGAAGAUGCUGGUGUUACUUGCUCAGAUGGCACUUACAUACGACUCAUUGGUGGCAACAACAACAUCUGCUCUGGUACAGUGGAGAUCCUGCAUGAUGACCAGUGGGGAACAGUGUGUGAUGAUGUCUGGGACCUGAAUGAUGCAGAGGUGGUGUGUAGACAGCUUGGAUGUGGUAAAGCUGUCAUCGCUCAUCAAAGUGCCCACUUUGGUCAGGGAAGUGGCCCAAUAUGGCUGAAUAAUGUUCAGUGUUCUGGAAGUGAAAGUAACAUCACACAGUGCUCUCAUAGUGGAUUUGGAUCACAUGGCUGCAGCCAUGGUGAAGAUGCUGGUGUUACUUGCUCAGGUAACAUGAGACUCAUUGGUGGCACCGACUCCUGCUCUGGUACAGUGGAGAUCCUGCAUGAUGGUCAGUGGGGAACAGUGUGUGAUAAUGACUGGGACCUGAAUGAUGCAGAGGUGGUGUGUAGACAGCUUGGAUGUGGUAAAUCUGUCACAGUUCAUCAAAAUGCCCAUUUUGGUCAGGGAAGUGGCCCAAUAUGGCUGGAUGAUGUUGAGUGUUCUGGAAGUGAACGCUUCAUCACACAGUGCUCUCAUAGAGGAUUUGGAUCACACAACUGCAACCAUGGUGAAGAUGCUGGUGUUACUUAUGGUGCUAACAUACGACUCAUUGGUGGCAUCAACUCCUGCUCUGGUAGAGUGGAGAUCCUGCACAAUGACCAGUGGGGAACAGAAGUGAAAGCUCCAUCACACAGUGCUCUCGUAGAGGAUUUGGGUCACACAACUGCAACCAUGGUGAAGAUGCUGGUGUUACUUGCUCAGGCAGCUGGCUGCGGUGGGCUUGCUUUUAACCCCCCAGCUCAGCCGCAGCUGCCAUGUGUUGGAGUUUUCCCCGGUUUCCCACCUUUGGACUUCUGUGCUAGCUACGGUUUGCCCAUAACAAACAUCAAGCAUAAGGGUGCCCAUCAGUACACAUGGUACCAGGACACCAUAGGCCGGAGGUCGAUGAUCAACCUUGUGGUCGUAUCAUCUGACCUUCGGCCAUAUGUCUUGGACACUCGGGUGAAGAGAGGAGCUGAACUGUCAACUGAUCACCACCUGGUGGCUAGUUAG